Molecule: messenger RNA, 672 nt
Organism: Penicillium riverlandense
Lineage: Eukaryota; Fungi; Ascomycota; Eurotiomycetes; Eurotiales; Aspergillaceae
Exons: 2
Coding region: 1-672 (223 amino acids)
Source: RefSeq, a predicted model, not a curated record
AUGGAAGCCGCGCCAGAACACCAGGAACUCUCCGCACACCAGGACAAUAUGGACGCUGAUAGAGAGUUGAGAGAACUCUUUCUGGGCAUCGAGAGAAGUCUUCAAGUAGGGAGGCAGGUUGAGUUUGAGUCCACGCCCAGCUCCUUUGACGGGCAUACAGACGCGUCUCACACAACGGGGUCAUCCUACGGACUUGCGCCGACCAAUACCCUCAUGGAAUCCGAGCUGGGUCGGGAGAUCGAAACCGGUUUCUAUCACCUCCACCAAGGCAGAUACUACAUUGACGGUAGCCAGUUCGAGCCGUCUGCCGCCCAGGACGAAGACCAGGGGAUGGGUAUUAUCCGACGAGAUAUCAUGCAGCGGGAGAUUAUCCAGCGGAUAGACCGUGCCCUCGUCGAGGCCAAUAUCCUACUCGAUGAAUUCAAGGCUUCUCGUCGGCCGUUAUCUGUCGUGCAGGAGCACAUCAUUCCGGCUGUGAGGACAGGUCAGAAUCUUACCAGCUCGGUAUCAGGCGCUCAGCCGACGUUGGACCCUCUUCUGGUCGAAUUCUUUAUCUCCGAUGAAGCUGAUAUUGAUUCCGUUGACGGAGGAGUUACUUGCCAUGGAAGGGGUUACCCCGUUGUGCAAGAUUUUGACGUUGAAGAGGGCGUUGAAGAUGUAUUUGGUGCAUGA